Vollenhovia emeryi is the source of this 1388-nucleotide messenger RNA. RefSeq names its product odorant receptor 4-like. The transcript is spliced from 9 exons. Lineage: Eukaryota; Metazoa; Arthropoda; Insecta; Hymenoptera; Formicidae. The record is from RefSeq and is a predicted model, not a curated record. Gene Ontology annotation, biological process: sensory perception of smell; detection of chemical stimulus involved in sensory perception of smell. Gene Ontology annotation, cellular component: plasma membrane. Gene Ontology annotation, molecular function: olfactory receptor activity; odorant binding. The coding region runs from base 27 to 1208 and encodes 393 amino acids.
AAACGUAUUUCUAUGUUCAUAGAGUAAUGAUCUGUAUCGAGACUAAAUACUUUAACCUCAACCGGGUUCUCUUACUUGCUCUUGGUUUAUGGCCUUAUUAUCGAUCAAAUAUCGUUAGACUUCAAAUAAUCUUGUGUCUUAGUCUUGUGAUAGGUGGUAUUAGUUUCCAACUUGCAAGAUUUAUUACUACAAAAUGCACUUCUGAUCUUAUAAUAGAAGUUUUCUCUACCGUAACGUUUUAUAGUACAUACAUCAUAAACUAUAAUGCAUUUUGGAUGAAUAUGCAUAAUGUAAGGCAGUUAAUGGAAAAACUGCAGCAAAUAUGUAAUGAAUUAAAAGACGAGAACGAGAUCAAUAUUAUGAAACAGUAUGGAAACAGUGUGAAACGUUAUACAUUUUUCAUUAUAAUGUUCACCAUGGGCUGCUUACUUAUUGUUACUUUUGUUCCAAUUAUUAAUAUUGCUUUAAAUAUAAACGGAUAUAGAUAUCAUCCACAUCAAAUGCUAAGCUACUUUAUGGCUGAGUACUUCAUUGAUCAAGAAAAAUAUUAUUACUUAAUUUUUUUACAUUUAGAUGUAGUUGUAUGUAUAGGAGCAACUACAAUAGCAGCCACAGGAACAUUGCUCAGAGGAUAUUUUAUACACGCUUGUGGAUUGUUUAAAAUUGCCAGUUAUCGUAUCGAGCAAGCGAUGAUGAUCAAAAUGGUUGAAAAUAUUAGUACAAAAAAUGAGAUGAUGGUUUACAAGGAAAUAAUUUGUGCCAUCGACAUUCAACGUAAAGCUAUAAAGUAUUCUCAAUUUAUAUUAUCCAGCUUUGAAGGAUCUUUCAUCUUAUUAAUAUCAGUUAAUGUAGUUUCUUUGAGUCUCAAUCUUUUUGGAAUUUUUCGGAGUGUGUCACUCGGAAAUAGAGAAGCAUUUAUACUUCAUUCUUUGAUGGUGUCGGUCAUUCUUUUAUAUAUGUUCUUAGCUAACUAUACCGGACAAGAAGUUAUGGAUCACGAUAAUUACAUAUACCUUACAGCAUACAAUAUUCGAUGGUAUAUAGCUCCUGUGCACAUACAAAAGUUGAUACUCUUCAUAUUACAAAAAAAUAGCAAAGCCUUCGCUUUGCACAUUGGCAAAAUAUUUGUGGCAUCUUUAGAGUGUUUCGCUACGUUAUUAAAAGCAUCAAUGUCUUAUUUCACCUUCAUGUAUUCUACACAGCAAUGAUAUCAAGCCAUAUCAAUUCUUUUAUUUCAAUUUAAUUUAAUUAUAAAAAUCAACUAUGAAUCUUUGUAAUUAAAAGAAUAAAAUGUGGUCUAAAUAAAGGCUACACACAUUGAAUGUAUUCAAGUAGUUAAUUUUUUAUGUUUUAGACUAAAGUAUCAUUUCUGCUAGAAAAAUUUAAUU